Messenger RNA from Salvelinus namaycush (lake trout), 1215 nucleotides. RefSeq lists its product as uncharacterized. The transcript has 4 exons. Bases 306 to 1010 code for a protein of 234 amino acids. The record is from RefSeq and is a predicted model, not a curated record. Lineage: Eukaryota; Metazoa; Chordata; Actinopteri; Salmoniformes; Salmonidae.
UUUUAGCUUAAAACUUCUGUCUAGCCUGGCAGAAGUUUGAGAGGGCAAAGACUGUGGCGCCGGAGUUGAAGCCCAUCAAAGUAGUUUCACCAUGGCACAUGAUCGGGCAAGGCAGCUCUAACCAACAUCUCCAAUCUUGUCUCAUUGAUUGGACUCCAGGUUAGUCAUUAACCUAGAGGUUCACAUACUUUUUCCAACCUACACUGAAUGUUUUUCAAUUAUGUAUUCAAUGUAGAGAAGAAAAAUGCAAUAAUUUGUGUGUUAUUAGUUUAAGCACACUAUGUUUGUCUAUUUUUGUGACCUAGAUGAAGAUCAGAUCAAAUUUGAUGACCAAUUUAUGCAGAAAUCCAGGUCAGUUAGGAUCACCACAGCGCCCUCCCACACCUGGAUCUUUCCUGCGCCAACAAGGGGUUGCCGACCUGAUUGCAUUAACUGAACCUGUCCUGCUGGAUCAAAGCCCAGUGGACACUUCAACACAGAUAUGGACACGGCCCCUCUCCCCCGAAGACCUCCUAACACAGAUGCAGCUGCUCCGCCAAGAGGUUGUGGAGCUUAGUGCUUCUAUCAGCCAAGUUCUGGAUGAACCCGAGACAAGCUAUUUGGACGCACCGACACCACCUCUCCCUAAAGCCGCCUGGGCCUCCAAGGGUGAGCCCCAGAGGGCCCUGAGCCGGUCCUCCAUCUCUAAGAGUGUGUGCAUUUCAUGGCCGUACUCCAUCUACCCUCACUGUGACCUCAUCGGCCAACCAGUUCCUGAGGAGAAGCCUGUGGUAAUGGUUGACAAGGCUUCCUCAACGCCCAAGAAGAUGUCUUUCUGGAGGAGGCUUGUAUGUUGUUUUGGGAAGAGGAACAAGACUAGAUCCACUAAGAACAACAAGGUCAAGAAGAAGACCAAGGCAAAGGUGGAGAAGACCAAGGUCCAGGAGAAGACCAAGGUGGAGAAGGACACUGCCAUGACCAGGGGAUGUUUCUCCACGUAUUUCAACCUCAUAAAACUGCUCACAAAGUAAUACGACAAACGGGUGAAGAAGUCAACUAGGAUUUUUAUCGAAUUGUUUUUCCUAUAGAUUCAGCGGGAAAAACCUGGUUGCCUGAUCCAAAGACAAACACAUCCUUUCCAUCAGAAUAUCACGAAUGGGAGAGAUCAUAACAUACUUAUCAAGGCUGGGGUGGUUAAUGUUGUUAAUCAUGUUUUCAAUAAAGUUUUCUAAAUGA